CAAAGGUUUGACAUUUGAAAUUAAAAUGUCGUCCAUGAUUAUUACAUUUGUAAAGGCACGUGCAGCUGUUAGCAUAGAGUGGAAGUCUCCUGUCCCAGAAGUGAUGUAAUCCCCGUCUUUUCCGCUAGGUGGCAGUGUAGCAUCUUCAGCGCCUCAGAAGGGGCUGGUGGCGGCGCUGCACCGCCUUCAUUCAGACUGAAGGCACCGGGGAGAGAGUCGACUGCUUCGCUCUCUCUCGGCUCUAAUCUCGUUUGUGCCCGGCUCCGCCAUGGCGACCGCAAAAAGUCUCUACUCCGGUCCGAGCAGCACCUAAAAGUCACCUGGACCGUGUGACCCGUGUUCUUUGACCACCGCGGGACGCCCAUGUUACACUUUGAAUCCGCUGGGGGAAUCCAGAGGUGCGGAGUAAAAGCGACGCUUUUCUAGGAGAAAAAAAACGGGGUAGGAAGCGAGCGGCGCAGUGAACGAAACAUGGCAGACCCAGACUCGGAGCCGGUGAAGUCGAGAGCAGGGCACCGUCUGGGAGCCCCGGAGACUCUUGGCAUCAGUACGCUAGACCCGGCGCACAGACCCCCGGCCAUGCCCCCUGGACGGCACGUCACCGUCAGGGUCCAUAUGUUGGAUGACACAGAGGAGCUCUUUGACGUGUCGAUAAAAGCUGCAGGCAAGGUGCUCUUUGACCUGGUGUGCACCCACAUGAACCUCAUCGAGGGCGACUACUUUGGCCUGGAAUUUCAGAACCAUCAAAAGAUGAUGGUUUGGUUGGACCCCAUCAAGCCCAUCAUGAAGCAGCUUCGACGGCCGAAGCACACAACGUUGAGAUUUGCUGUCAAGUAUUUUCCUCCAGACCACGCCCAACUGUUGGAGGAGCUGACGAGGUACCUGUUUGCCCUCCAGAUCAAGCAGGAUCUUUCCAGCCGGCGUCUGACCUGCAACGACACCAGCGCCGCUCUGAUGGUCUCCCACAUCAUGCAGUCUGAGAUCGGAGACUUUGAGGAGAGCCAGUGCCGGUCACACCUCCUCAAUAAUAACUACAUUCCUGAUCAAAUGCCCUUGAUUGACAAGAUCAUGGAGUUCCACUCAAUGAAUAUAGGUCAAACACCCGCAGAAUCCGACUUCCAGUUGCUGGAGGUGGCACGCCGUUUGGAGAUGUACGGGAUUCGUCUCCACCCGGCCAAAGACCGUGAAGGGUCCCGUCUCAGCCUCGCUGUAGCACACACGGGUGUCCUGGUCUUUCAGGGACACACAAAGAUAAACUCCUUCAACUGGUCUAAAGUACGGAAACUGAGCUUCAAGAGGAAACGCUUCCUGAUCAAGCUGAGACCUGAUGUAAAUAGUUCUUAUCAAGACACACUGGAGUUCCUGAUGGCCAGCAGGGACUGCUGUAAGGUCUUCUGGAAGAUCUGCGUUGAAUACCACGCCUUCUUCCGCCUCUUUGAGGAACCCAAACCCAAACCCAAGCCCGUGUUGUUCACUCGCGGCUCCUCUUUCCGAUUCAGCGGUCGCACGCAGAAGCAGGUGAUUGAUUUUGUGAGGGAGGCGGAGUUUAAAAAGCUGCCGUUUGAAAGGAAACACAGUCGUGUGCAACACAACAGCCGCCUGUCGCCUUUGCCUUCUCCACGCGACCAUCAAGUGCCAAAAGAAAGUGGUUCCCUUGGGGACAGAGUCGACUCAGUUUCGCAGCGUCAUUGGAAGGAAUCGGUUUUGGUGAGUUCGCAGGAAAACUCCGAAGUCCCAGCGAGUCCCGCUCACCAGAACAAGCCCCGCCAAGACAGACCGCCGUCCAGAGACUCGACACGGCCGGAACAUCUGGCAACAGGAGCGCUGACAAACAGUCCCUACCUGUCGACGUCUCCCGGCCACUCAAACGGGCUGCUUAACGGCCGGGCGUCCCUGGAGGUGGGGAGCCACAGUCCUGACGUCCGACAGCCGUCCCCUCUCACCAGCCCGCUCCUCAACGACGCCUGCAGCAUUCGUACUGACGAUGAAGACGACGUUCGGAGGAAGAGGUUCCCCACAGACAGAGCCUACUUUAUCGCCAAGGAGCUGCUGACCACAGAGAGGACGUACGUCAAAGACCUGGAGGCAGUGACCGUGUCAUUCCAGAAUGCCGUCGGUCAAGACGAGGCCACUCCGGAAUCGCUGAAGAACACCAUUUUUUCCAUUUUUGAGCCGCUACACAAGUUCCACAUCGGAUUUCUCAGGGAGGUGGAGCAGAGGCUGGCUUUGUGGGAAGGGCGCUCCAACGCUCACAUCAAAGGAGACUACCAACGCAUUGGAGAUGUCCUGCUCAAGAACCUGCAAGGCCUGAAGCCUCUGACGACCAACUUGCACAAGCAGUGUGACGUCCUGACGGAGCUGGAGAAGGCGUGCAAGUCGUCCCGCAGGUUAGAAUCUCUCUGCAGGGACUUUGAGCUGCAGAAGGUUUGCUACGUGCCCCUCAACGUCUUCAUCCUGAGGCCGCUACACCGCCUGGUGCACUACAAGCACAUCCUAGAGCGUCUGUGCAAACACUACCCGGCCACGCAUGUCGACUUCAGGGACUGCAGAGCUGCCCUGGCUGAUGUCUCUGAGGUGGUGGAGCAGCUCCAAGGGAGCGUCAUGAAGAUGGAGAACUUCCAGAAGCUGUUGGAGCUGAAGAAGGAUUUGAUUGGCAUAGACAAUCUUGUUGUUCCUGGUCGGGAGUUCAUCAGGUUUGGUUGCCUUAGCAAACUGUCUGGAAAGGGUCUACAGCAACGAAUGUUUUUCUUGUUCAACGACGUUAUUUUGUACAGCAGUCGAGGGAUGACAGCCACCAAUCAGUUCAAAGUUCACGGCCACCUUCCUCUCCAUGGCAUGACAAUCCGAGAGAGUGAAGAUGAGUGGGGUGUUCCUCACGCCUUCACCUUGGUCAGCCAGCGGCAGUCGGUGGUGGUGGCGGCGAGUUGUUUGUCAGAGAUGGAGAAGUGGAUGGAGGACUUGGAGAUGGCCAUAGAAAGGACCAAGACCAGCAACGGGCCUUCAUCUGACCUGCUGGGCUGCAGUCUGACGGACAACAAAUUCCCCGGAGAGUGUGUAACGGAGGCGGAGUCCGAGGAUGACAUGACUGCGUCCCGCAGCUCGCUGGAGAGGGCGGCCCCCCAGCGCGGUAACACUAUGGUGCACGUGUGCUGGCACAGGAACACCAGCGUGUCCAUGGUGGAUUUUAACGUAGCUGUGGAGAAUCAGCUGUCGGGGAACUUACUGCGCAAGUUCAAGAACAGCAACGGCUGGCAGAAGCUGUGGGUGGUCUUCACCAACUUCAGUCUGUUUUUCUACAAGUCGCACCAGGAUGAUUACCCUCUGGCCAGCCUUCCACUGCUGGGUUACUCCGUCACCAUUCCCUCCGAGUCUGAGAACAUCCACAAGGACUACGUCUUUAAGCUGCAUUUCAAGUCCCAUGUCUACUACUUCCGUUCGGAGAGUGAAUACACUUUUGAAAGGUGGAUGGAGGUGAUCAGCAGUGCUACGGCCCCUUCCAGUCGGGUCCAGAACUGCAAGGACGGCCACUGAGUCCCCCCUCCUCCCCCCCAACCUUGGGACUCCUUUUGUCCACACUCACGUUGGUGCUUUUUUACUGCUCUAAUGGUGACACGUCCGCUGGUUUCGACUGCAUCAGAGACUGCAUUUCUUCUUCUUCUGGCGUUUUUACACUGCGCUCCUUUUCAAGGAUGUCCUUUUCUACCGUUUUCUAACGAUCACAGCCACUUCCUAGUUGUCAUUUUUUUCCACAUGUGGAUAUAUUGUUUUUGUUGUUCUUCACUUGGCUGCUUUUUUCUAUGUGUUUCACAGUUUCGUAGCAAUAUGCGCCUAGAUUUUGUACUUUUGGGAUUGAAGAAUGUUAACGCCAUAACAUUCAGGCCACCCUUUAAGAGUCAAUGCUGUGCACCGGGCCUGGCAUGUGUUUUUUUUUAUAUUACAAAAGCGUGAUUUGUUGUUUUUGUCAUUUCAUGCUAGCGUCAUUUUCAUGAAGUUCUAUUGGCUGUUGCUAGUUUUGCAUUUUUUUCAAAAUGAAGACAAUUUUCACGAACAUCGCGAUGUGACAAAAAAGCUUUAAAGAUGUUUGAAACCUGAAUAACAACUUUUCUGCCCCUCUUUCAACCACCUUGUGAAAACAGCAAAUGAAUGGAAAAUAUACAUUUGAUAACAUUUAUGGAAUGCAAAGCAUCUUUUCUGCUUAGAGAUGAAUGUUUUGUCAGGCAGCUGGGGUUGAUCUUUGGAAAAAUGUA
Doryrhamphus excisus (bluestripe pipefish) is the source of this 4247-nucleotide messenger RNA. Its product is annotated as FERM, ARHGEF and pleckstrin domain-containing protein 1. Gene Ontology annotation, molecular function: guanyl-nucleotide exchange factor activity. Gene Ontology annotation, cellular component: cytoskeleton. The record is from RefSeq and is a predicted model, not a curated record. Lineage: Eukaryota; Metazoa; Chordata; Actinopteri; Syngnathiformes; Syngnathidae.